AUGACAUCACAGGCUGAUUAUGAUAAAAGAUUGGCUGAAGAAGUUGGCAGUUUAUCAACACGAUUAGUGACAGCUGUUAACAAACAAGUUGAAUUGGAAGAAACAAUAUUAGAAUUGCGUAAAGAAGUUUCUGCCCUUAAAUUUAAGAAUGACGCAUUGAAACAAAGUGAUAUUAAACUAAAAACCAUUUUACCCAAAUACAUCAAAUUACAAGACGAUUAUAAAGAAACAUUAUCUAAAAAGCAAGAAGCAGAAUCCCAAAACACUAAAUUACAAGGUGAAGUUGAAGAUUUAACGGCAUCAUUAUUUGAUGAAGCCAAUACUAUGGUUAGCAAUGCAUCUAGAGAGACACAUAACUUUAAAAUAAAGAAUAGGAAAUUAUAUGAAGAAUUGGAUGAAAAAAAUAUCAUCAUUAACGAUCUACAAGAACAAUUACAGGAUUUGAAACAAAUGUUUAUUAAAAUUGAAGAACAAAGUAAGAUCCAGAGUUAUCUGCAAUCGAAUACACCCAAGAUUGAAUCUUCGACAGAUUUCAAUGAAACCAACAGUAUUCAUACCAACACCAACAUUAGUGAAAGCAAGUUAUCGAAAUAUAAUACUCGAAGUACAUUAGGUGAUGAAGAAUCCCAAGUUUACAAUUUACAACAAUUACAAAGAAUAAUAUACUCGCCAUUAAUCACAUCAAUUAGAUUUGAUUUGAAUAAUUAUAAUAUAGAUUUCAAAGGGUUUGUUUAUCAAUUAAUUAAACCAGAUUUCCAAUUUGAUUUAUCUCAUUUGAAAACUAUCCCAUUUUUCAAGAGUAUUUGGCAAAGUGAAAUUGAAAAUUGUAUUCAUUAUAUUCCUUCUUUACCUGCCACUACAACUUUAUUGAAUAGAUGGCAAAAGGGGAAAACUUUUUGGGGAUCAUUGAUUGAAGGCAAAGUUUCUAUUGAACCAAUCAAAGGAUCAAAUGAAACAUUUAAAUUGACUUACAAGGGCAACAACAAUGGUUAUAGCAAUAACAAUGACAAUACGGAAAGUAUUAGUAAUAGAAGCAGUGCCACGGGUAGUGUAGUACCUGUUGCUAUUAAAGAUCCAUGUACUUUUUGUGGCGAGGCAAGAAACGAUUCUUUGGAACAUUGUCGAUUGUAUCAUUUGAAAUUAUUUGAAAGCAAUGCUACCAAUAGCAAUAGCAAUAGCAAUGGCAACAAUAACAAUCUGAUCAAUCAAGACCAACAAGGAAAUCAUGAAAAUACUCAUGUUAUUGCUUCGUAUCCAUUAUGUAAUUAUUGUUUGAUUAAGUUAAGAAACUUGUGUGAUUUCUUUGCCAAAAUUAGAUUGAUAAGAUCCAAUAUUUUUAAAUUGAAACAAAACGAUUGUUUUGAUGAGUUUGUUGUGGUUCCUGGUAGUUUUGGACAAUUCAAACGAUCAAAUACUAUCUCCAAUAGAAAUGGGACAUAUUCUUCAUCGUCGUCAUCAUCAUCGACUUCUUCCGUAUCUUCUUCGUCUGCCACCACGGCAGCAAAUGGUGAAUCGUUAAACAGCACCACUCAUAAUAUUCAAUUAGAAAGAACAGAGGAGAGUAAAUUAAUUAAGUUAUAUAUAAUGAUCUUAUUAAUAAGAUCAAAGAUUUUUUGGAGUAAAUUGGGAUUUUGGGAUACUAUUGAUCAAAUUAAUGAGAUCAAUUUGGAUGAGAUUCAUUAUGAAGCAUUUGCUUAUUUGAUACCUAAUAAGCAAACUCAACAACAACCACAAGAUGCACGUAGCCAGUCAACUUUCAAUUCACCUAGACAACUGGUUGAUGGUAGAUCAGUGCUAAGCGGUAGUAUUAGUUCUCCAAGACAACCAAAUCAAGAUAAACAACGGAAAGACUCUAUUGUGGAUGAAACAGUAGUGCAAGUAGAAAGAGAUGGAGUGGUUAAAUCAGAAACAGCAUCGACUGAAGAGAAAUUUGAAGAUGCUAUAUCUGAUGAAACCCAUGGACAAGAACAAGAAACAGUAGCAGAACCCAAAUCUUUACAGGAACCCGAGCAAGUGCGAUCUAAAAAUACUAACAAUAAGGACAGUAAAAUAGAAGAUGCACAUACAGAACAUAAAAUUCCAUUGAAGAGAGCUCAUUCUAAACAAUUUAAGGAUAAAUUAAAUAAAGAUUUAGAUCAAACUUUAGAGAUGCUAGCUGAGAAUAUUGAUUUUGAUGAGAAAUAG
Messenger RNA from Candida dubliniensis CD36, 2184 nucleotides. It is a transcript of the gene SEC2, whose product is annotated as guanine nucleotide exchange factor. The record is from RefSeq and is a predicted model, not a curated record. Bases 1 to 2184 code for a protein of 727 amino acids. Gene Ontology annotation, biological process: exocytosis. The transcript has a single exon. Gene Ontology annotation, cellular component: Golgi to plasma membrane transport vesicle; cell tip. NCBI's taxonomy places the organism in Eukaryota, Fungi, Ascomycota, Pichiomycetes, Serinales, Debaryomycetaceae. Gene Ontology annotation, molecular function: guanyl-nucleotide exchange factor activity.